AGGAGGAAGAGGAAGAAAAUUAUUUUUGAUUCAUCAUCGGACUGCCACGAACGUUCUCGGAUCGAAAUUUUUGUGAUUGAGCAGCACGGGCAGCAAAACAGGAAACUCUAGAAAGACUCUUCUAGCUGUAAAUUGUGUCUCGCGUAUUUGUGUCGCAAUCGAUCGCAGUACUACCACGGUGUCCCGAAAGUGUCGUCCACCUCUCGUCUUUGUCCUUCCUCAUCGCGCCGUUCGUGACUCUCCAGUAGUGGACUUUGCGUGUCCCAAUCCGCGAUUACGCCUCGCUUUCGAUUAGUGGAUUGGACUCCCUGCCGCUCGUUUCCGGGUUCGCCUACUAUCAAGAGUGCGUACAAAAGUGAAAAGCGGAUUGCAAGUGACGAGGAAGCACCGAGAAAGUGGCCUCCUCUGCCGUGAUUUCCCAAAACUCGUUUCCCUGUUCCCUGCUUUGUGCGUGAAUGUGCGCGCGUGUGUGUGUGUUCUGGUGUAUUGCGUGAGUAGUAGCUGAUCAUAGGCGAAGGAGUACGUUCCAGCUUUCCUGAUAAGGCAGGGCCGGCAGGGUAGGGCAGAGCACCGAAAAGGAUCAUCUCAGCCAGCGACGUGUGUGAAUAGCGAAAGCGAAAUCUCGUUCAGGACGUGUCAUCUCCGGGCACCAUGAGUCUGUUUGGCACAUCUUCUUCACUUAAUCCGGAUAUAGAGAAAGCCACGAGCGAGAAUAAUACGACGGAAAAAUGGGGCCUCAUAAUGGACAUUUGCGACAAGGUGAACAAUGGAAUGGCCACACCGAAGGAGUGUUUAAGAUCGAUCAUCAAACGACUGAAUCACGCCAAUCCUCAUGUCGUCAUGAAAGCGAUAACGCUGCUGGAUGCAUGCGUUAACAAUUGUGGCAAGCAGUUCCACCUAGAGGUUGCAUCGCGUGAGUUUGAGACGGAGUUCAAGAAGCUGCUGCAGAAAAGUCAACCAAAAGUAACGACGAAAUUAAAACUUUCACUCAAACGCUGGGCGGAGGAAACAUUCAAAUCGGAUCCACAGCUCGACCUCAUUCCUUCGCUUUAUAAGAAGCUGCGCGAGGAAGGGCACGACUUUAGCGAUCCAUCGGCGACACCGAAGCGUGAACCGGUCAUGAGCAAGGACCCGAACGUGGUCUCUAGUCAGCAGGAAGAGGAUGACAUCGCGAAAGCGAUUGAACUAUCGCUGAAGGAAGCCAAAAUCAGUCAAUCUCCCAAGAUGUCAUCAACCGCCGGUUCGGGAACGACCACGGCGUCACUGUAUCCUUCGACAUUGCUGUCGGCGGCACCCGUGCCUGAACCACGAAAGGUGCGUGCGCUAUAUGACUUCGAAGCAGCGGAGGAUAACGAGCUGACGUUCCAGGCGGGCGAAAUCAUAAUGGUGCUCGACGAUUCCGAUCCGAACUGGUGGAAGGGUCAAAACCAGCGCGGUGAAGGUCUGUUUCCAUCCAAUUUCGUUACGGCCGAUUUGUCGGUUGAACCGGAAUCGCUCUCCACCGGUGGCAAGGGAGCAAAGAAAACAGUUCAAUUUUCCGACGAUCCCAAGCUUGCCGACGGUGGCACUAGCGAUAAGGAUUCUCCAGCACACCAGAAGUUACAAACGGUAGAGAUCAACGAGGAAAAGAUCGAUCGAUUAUUACACCUUAUACACGAAGCCGAUCCCGAGGAUCCGUCCCAGGAUACGGAGGAAAUGCUGCAGUUGGAAGCGCUGGUCAACCAGAUGGGACCGCUGAUUGAUGCCGAAUUGGAGCGGGUGGACCGCAAGCAUGCCCAGCUGACGCAGCUCAGUAGUGAUCUGGUGGAUGCCAUUAAUUUGUAUCACAAUCUGAUGCGCGAACCAGAUCGAUCGAUGAUGAUGUCCAUGGGAGCAGGUGGGGCAGGUCCAGCAGCAGCCGCAGCAUACGGUAUGGGUCUCGGAGGUCCAGGUCCUUCACUUUAUUCGGGUCCACCAAUGCCGCCCAUGUAUGGAAUGCCUGGAAUGUAUGCGCCACCGGGCGCCGGUAUGUAUCCGAUGCAGGCUCCCGCAACACAACAGCAACUACCAAUGGGUGGUUACGGAAUGGGUCCAAUGCGUCACGAUAUGAUGGUAGGAGGACCGAUGGGCGCUGCGACCGGUACGGGCAUGCCACAGUUCCCUGCACCACCACAGCAAUCCUCGUUGCCGCAUCAUCCGCAUCAUGCGGGACCGGGACCUGUUUCACAGAAUGGUCCAUCAUCAAUGGCAGCACCCGGUGUCACCAGUCAGGCCACAACAUCACAGCAAGCGGCCAACCCGCAAUCGAUGCCAAAUAUGAACGUUCCUCCAAUGACUCAACCCCAGCCACAGUCCCUACCACCGCUUGGUUCCUAUGCGAACCCUACAUCGCCGCCUCCAACCACGGGAAUGAUGCAACCACCACCGUCCCAGCUACGUCUCCCGGGACCCGCGCCACCGGGUGCUUAUCAGAACUAUGGCCCUCAAUCCACAUCGCAACAGCAGCCGCAGCAGCAACAGCAACCCCAAGGCCAACCGCAACAAGUGCCACCGCAGCAUGUGAGUGGUCCUCCGAGUAUGGGUCCACCAGCACCGCCGGUCGCCCCAACGACUCAGGCAGGACAACAUCCGCAUCUCGGAAUGAACGGUGCGAACGGCGGUAUGCCACACUAUGGUCCACCUGCUACUAGUUCAGGCCCUGUGCCUUCUGCACAGAUGCAAGCACCUCCACAGCAACCACCUCUGCAUCAGCAGGCACCGCCAUUUAUGACGCAGCUCGGUGGCCCACCAUCCAUGGGUGGAGGGUAUCCGAUGCCAGGUGGUGGUCCAAUGGUGGGCGCGGGUAUGUAUCCACCUGGCCCUGGACCAGUUGGACCACUGUCGAUCAACACUGGCACCAACCAUCAUCACCAUCAUCCGGGACCACAGAACAUUCCCAUCUAUCAGCAGCAACGAUAAAGUAUGGUAUCGUCCUUCGGAUGGGCAGCAGUUUGAUCGAUCGACCGCAGAUUGCGCUUUACAGUUUCGACCCUUUUGACACAUACAGAAAAUCCGAUCCUUGCUUACUGUCCCUUUCGAGGUCUUUCGUGGCAUAUAGAUACGCAUCGGUUGCGUGUGCCGAAAUGUAAACGGAAUUAUUGACCACAGCCAGAAGGGGGUCAGGGCUGGUUGGAAUGAAAUUGGCUUUCACAUUUUGGGGUUGGAUUGGCUGGAUGAUUCAGGAGAUUCGGGGAUGACGGCAAUUUUCGUUUCGUUGUUUAUAGCAAGUUAAUAAAAGGAAAAAAAAACUCAGUAAGCUGGGAGACGAUAGUCAGGCACGCAAAGACGACGACAGUGAGUGAGAUAAGCGAGAGCGUGAAAAAGCGAAACAGAGUAACCCCUUAGUAGCCUUUGCGCACUGUGGUCUCCUGGAAUCGGCUACGCACUGUACACAUACCUAAGCUUACUUCGGGCUUCUUUUGAGCAUUCACAGAAUCUACAAGUAAAAAAGGAACGAAAAGGAUAACGUAAAUAUAAAAAAUACAUCGAUAGGAUCUGUAUUUAUACAUUGGCGUGAGCGUGUUCGUCCGAGCAAUGGGAACGCACGCAACCUACGCCCAGGAGGGUAAUUAGAGGGAUGUCGCAUGCAGUGGCUGCUGGUAGUAAUAACGGGGCAGGCUUGUUUGUUCUGGUGAUAUUAGCCACCGGAAUUUUGUUUUUGAUGUCGAGCAUAAGUUGAAGGACGAUGAAAGUAACACCUCCUCCCUGCUGGAAGAUACUGUAUCAUAGUGGAGCUACAUAAUUAAACGAAAAAUAAAUAUUCUGAAAAUAAGUAACCGA
Molecule: messenger RNA, 3798 nt
Organism: Anopheles darlingi
Lineage: Eukaryota; Metazoa; Arthropoda; Insecta; Diptera; Culicidae
Gene: Stam
Product: signal transducing adapter molecule 1
Exons: 6
Coding region: 652-2937 (761 amino acids)
Biological process (GO): protein transport to vacuole involved in ubiquitin-dependent protein catabolic process via the multivesicular body sorting pathway
Cellular component (GO): ESCRT-0 complex
Molecular function (GO): ubiquitin binding; phosphatidylinositol binding
Source: RefSeq, a predicted model, not a curated record